UCGUCUCUUAAUUAACCUUAUAGGGAAGCACUCCUUGGAGAAGUUUCAGAGACACAGGUUUGAAGCAGUGUUAUUUUACCUGACGACGAGCCCGCCUGCAUUCGUUUCGUCUCGUAUAAACGGGAAGCGUGUUGCUUAACUAAGGAAUUUUGUCGUUGCCAUUGUUCUCAAACGAACGACGUACGACACAAUUAAAUGGUUCCACUAGUUUCGUCCUUAAAAUACGGUAUGAAACUGCGUGAAAGGAAAACAGUGACUUAUUGAAGUAUUCGGAAGGUCUGCAUAUUAAGCGAAAGAAGCAAGCGCUAUUAGCAAGGUUUCAUCAGUCAUUCGAAACCAGAAAUCACAUCUGGCUUGCUGAUUGUUCGUACACAAGAAAUGUGUUUUUUAUGUGGCUUAUUAUUUCAUCCUCUUAAAGUUUUUGAGUGGAGAUUUUACUGAGUGCAUGGAAACGACUUGACACUGUUUUUGUUCGAUGGAAAAGUACGAGAAUUUAGGUUUGGUCGGGGAAGGCUCAUAUGGUAUGGUCAUGAAGUGUAGGCAUAAAGAAUCCAACCAAAUUGUGGCGAUCAAGAAAUUCAUCGAGUCUGAAGACGAUAAAAUGGUCAAGAAAAUCGCUCUAAGAGAAAUAAGAACGCUGAAGGUGAGUUCAAUGGGAUCAUAAUGUUUAAGCUAUCCAUAACCGUGUUUACUGUAAGAAAAUACACGAUAUUUGAACUGUAGCUUGUUUGUUUACCAACUUGGCAAUUUUCAUAAGCGUCAUAGGUGUUUUGCCUUUGAAUCCUUGGAUCUACGGCUUCUUCUGAAGCGAAAGAUUCGCUUUGAAAAUUUUUCUCUAUACUGUUAGGUAAUGAUCGUUAAUAGCCCCUCAAACUUGUGGAUUUCCUGCUUAUUAUUUAGAUAUUGCAUUGUACUCAAUUAAUUAUUGCUGAGUGUCAUGGUGCGGAAGUUUUGUUGCUGUAAGCUAAGAAAGGGAAUUGUCAGUUUGUUCCCAAAGUUUGGUGAUUGUGUAUGACUUGUCUUAAUAUUUAUCCGUUUAUGACAGCAGUAAGGUUAAUUUUUUUCCCUUACAUCAGUUCAGGUAAAACGGCUAUACAAACGUUUUCGUCAAAUUAAACGAUGGAUUUUUUCUACCUCAGUUUUUACACAACAUUAAAUUAUUUUAUUUUCUUUUCUUACAUCUGAUAGAUGACUUUAAAUUUUUCGAUUGAGGGUUGUGCACUGAACACGUCUGUUGUUUUAUUUUCCUUAAUUUUUGAGUGAAAACUAAUUAAUUAUGUAUUAUUAUGAUAUUGUCAACUCAUCUUAAAUCUUAAAUUUGCAUUGAAAAAUAAUGUCAUUAGGUAAAAAAUUAUAAGCCAAAACUGAAAAAUUAAAAUUCACUGAUAUGAAAUGGAGGCCAUACUGGAAGCCAAAAUAAUUAUAUUUAUGUACAAUUUGCAUGAAAACAGUUUGCAUGCACAGUUUUUCCAAUGAGGACUGAAGGUUUACUGUUCAGUGCUCUCCAACAUCACAAAAAACUCUAUACAGAAAUUAAAAGUAACUUUUUGCAGAUUCAAUGUCAUUUAACAGCAUAAGCAUAAUCAGUGGCAUUUUUUUUAUCAAUUCCUACCUUUACAUUGAGGAGCUUAUGAAAUGACAGUCAGUUGUGGCAAUGGUUAUAAGGACAAUGUUACACCACAAAAUGUAAUAAUCACUGCAAAAUGUAACAUCAAUGCAAAAUGUAACAUCAACGCAAAAUGUACAAUGCAAUAUGAAUUGCUGCAUACUAAAGCAAAAUGUAAUAACAUUGAUGCAAAAAGUAUAUGAUAAAAUAUUCGAGGGAAAACAUAUAGACUACGAGUAGUCCCCCAUUUUUCCUCAGGGAUAGUAGAGCAAGCGAAACACGAGCGCGCGUGAAAAUCACCCCAGGCAAGAAAAGGCGACACGUGCGGGGAGAGAGAAAAAUGAGGGACUACAGACAAAGCCCAAGCUUUUGACCCUUCACGGCCGAUUGAUUUUGGAGUGUGAAGUUCUUAUCCCCUUCCAAAUCAAUUAAGCGCAUCCAAUGGCAUCCCUUCCCUUAUUGAGCUGUCAUUGCUCUUGUCAUCGGUAAACUGCGGGGGAUGUUUAUUGCAAGCAAAAGAAAACCCAGAUACUAAUUUUCUUCACGGCUGUUUCGCGUGAAGAAAUUGAUAGUAUAGGCAACACACGACUUUAAUGCUCAUGCCAAAAUGCUGCUUAUUCCAAUGAAUUUUUUUUCUCUGACCGGUAGAAUUAUGCUCUGGAGGAAAACGUUUUGACUGAGCAAAUGUGAUUUUUGCCGCUUAUUUCAUACUGAGAGGUCGUGACACGCAUAUUAAUUUUCUGCGGUUAUUGUCUAUGGUCAGCAUGAUUUGCCCUCUGAUGUAAGAGCAUUUUCUUUGACCUCUUUUGAAAAGUAAAGCUCUUCAACGCGGCUAAAUAAGGGUUUUGGGUUGUUUAAUUUCUCCGGCGAUUGCCUCCUGGAUCUGAAUAAUUUUAAGCGAUUUUCUUUUUGGCCGUGAAUGUGACGGUUUCCUGCAAUGUUUUGUCAUGCUGGGCCCAGCUCGUUAGCGUUUUUGGCAGGACUGAUAGUGAUGUCCAAAUCUCGAAGAAUUGAUUGCAGCUUGAACUAAAACUACAUUAACUAUGGAGAAUUGCGAUGUGACUCAGUCGUGCUCAUGAAUUUUAACUGCCGCUUGUUUUUCUGGAGAUAAUGUGAGUCUUUGGACUGGAGCACGUAGUUCCUCUCUUGGUGAUAACUUUUGACUUAGCUUAAACAGCCUUGCGACUGUUCUGUUAUUCCCAAUUUGUGAUCACGCAAGACCAUGGUUUCGGUUCUCCACACGAACCUCAUCAGUUGCCGGGUUGGCUUUCUGCUUAGUUGCUUCAACAAGAGCAACUCUAGUUAUUUGUUUUGUGCUGUUAUUUGUUCUGUAAAUUGUGAUUAUGUUGACUGUUGAUAGCGGCUGACGUGUUUUUGACAGAUGCUGACAGAUUUCCAUGGAAGGGCCAAUCAGAGUUUUGCGUUGUGAGAGCAAUGCAUUAGUUCAAAAGCUUGGGCUUUGUCUGUAGUCCCUCAUUUUUCUCUCUCCCCACUAUGUGUCGCCUUUUCUUGCGUGGGGUGAUUUUCACGCGCGCUCGCGUUUCGCUCCCUCUACUAUCCCUAAGGAAAAAUGGGGGACUACUCGCGUGUCGCCUUUUCUCGCGUGGGGUGAUUUUCAUGCGCGCUCGUGUUUCGCUUGCUCUACUAUCCCUGAGGAAAAAUGGGGGACUACUCGUAGUCUAGAAAACAUAGUAAUCUUUCAGCACAAAAUGUAAUAACUUUUCUAACGCAUAAUGUAAAUUUUAUACAGUAAUAACGUAAAAUGUAAUAAUUUCUGAAUGAUAUGCAUGGUAUUUUGAAUUUCUAUACAAAUUGUUAUUCCAAGUCAUAUGAGUACACGUAGCUAUGAUGCUGUCAUUGAACAUUAGUUUAUGAUACAAGGGUAGGGCUAAUUUAAUGUUGAUGCUGUCACUGUAUAAUAAUAAUAAUAAUAAUAGUAAUAAUAAUAAUAUGUGGCCAGCAAGUGGAGAGCAAAUUUAAUGCAGAUUGUGUUCGCAACAUGAAGAGACAGUGGACCAUAUUGUAUCUGGAUGUGAGGUAUUAGCCAAAACAGAGUACAUCUCCAGGCACAAUAAUGCUGCAGCAUAUCUCCAUUGGAGCAUAUGUAAAGGAACCAGAGACCGUGACACACAAUAAAGAUAACAACAUCACCAUCAUGUGUGACGUGCCAGUCAGUACUGAUAGAACUAUAACAGCGAACAGACCAGAUAUCAUCGUUAAAGAUUCAGUGAAUUCCACCUGCAAACUUAUCGAUAUGACUGUUCCAUCAGAUAGAAACAUCGCACUGAAGGAAACUGAAAAAAAAAUGCAAGUACAAAGACCUAGAACUAGAAAUACAGAGAAUGUGGCAUAUGAAAACCGUAGUGAUCCCUGUGGUUGUUGGUGCGCUUGGUACAGUGAAGAAGGAUAUUGUAGAAAAAAUCAAGAAAGUAUCAGAGAGAGCUACUAUGACAGAGAUUCCAAAGAUCUGCAUGCUGGGAUCUGCACGAAUCCUUAGAAAGGUGCUCAGUGUAUGAACAGAAUGAUUGACUUGAGUGACUGACGCUGUAGGUGCAUGGUUUGCACCCGGCUGAUGCACAAAAAGAACACCAGCAAAGACUGUGAUAAUAGAGACAAUAAUAAUAAUAAUAAUAAUAAUUAUUAUUAUUAUUAUACAUUCUUAUUGAACACAUUUCCAUUCCCCAAUGCUACAAUGUGCAUUGUUGUUUUAACAUGUGUUUGAGCUGUAUUAGGAGAUGAGAGAUUUCUUCAUUGUUUUGUUGGUUGAUUUUUUGACAUAAGUGGAAAAUAUUUUUGUAAACUUAGUUAUACAUUUUAGUUGUCAAAUUUCUAUAAAACCUCACUGCUACAGGGUUGUCAUUAGGAGCCGGGGGCUGGGGAUUUUCCCCGGCUACUAAGAGACUGGCCCCAGGCUACUUUUGUUGGAAAAUAGAAGAAAAAUAGAACCAAAAGAAAUCCCUAGCCAUUUGAUUCCCCGCCUGCUUGUUGUAUUUACCUGGCAACUUGAAAUCUUAGUGACAACCCUGCUGCCGCAAGUUUUUUUUACCUUGUUUAGGUACAGUUAUGUAAGGCGUAAAUAGCGAAUCCUGACUGAAAUACAAAUACAUGUAAGCUUGUUGCAGUAUCUGUUCAUAUCCCAAGUAUAAGCACACAUUAUAAGGUUUAAUAGACUGUACAGAGUAGUGCUCACCGUUGUAAAAGUUUAAGAAAUGAAAAAGAUCCACCAUUAUGUAUUUUUACCUCUCACUGAUUAUUAUUAUUUUUAACUUACCUGCGAUUAUGAAUAUCAGAUAAAAUUUUGAAUCAAUUUUCAAUUAAAUAUAAUUGGCAAUCAUCACACUGGUCACUAGUGUUUGUGGUCAUUGCUGUACAGUCUGAAUAAUGCUGCAAGGUGGCUAGAGUUUUAUUCUGUAGGUUGAGGUCAAACUAUUAACCCUUGCUUUUCAAAGAAGGUUACAGCUGUAACCGUUGCAAAAUGUUGUGAUUGUUAAUUUUAUUGUACGGGUAUGUUCAAAAAUGGAUUGUUCAUAUUAUGUUGAUUCAAAAAUAACUAAUCAAUUUCAUAUUUCAGCAAUUACGACAUGACAACCUUGUUAACUUGAUAGAAGUUUUUCGUCGAAAGAAACGCUUGUUCCUUGUGUUUGAGUUUGUGGAUCACACAGUGCUUGAUGAGCUGGAGAGGUAUCCCAAUGGUCUAGAUGAAAACACUGUUAGAAAAGUGUUAUGGCAAGUGCUGAGGGCAAUUGAAUUCUGUCAUAACCAUUAUGUAAGUACAAUAAAAUACCUGACCUCAUUUGAAUGCUCCAACACAAAGAUCAUCCUCACUUUUUUUAUAUAAAUAUCCUUUAAAAUAGUUACCAAUUUUCUUUUGUUAUAUAAACUUAAGGGUGCUACAUGUAUUGUACCCCUCUUAAAACACCACUUACCUGUACAAUAUAUCUAUAAGUUGAAUACAGCCAUAGGAUCAUUCAUUAACCAGUGGACAAAUAAGUCUGCUCAAAAUGCAAAAUUCCUAGCAGAUUUCCUUUGCAUACUGAAUUUGUGAAUUGUUAAAGUUCAACCCAGUUCCCAAUGAAAAGAAGCACCUUUUAGGUAAAUCAUACUACAUGUUUAGAGGAGUCUAGAACAACGACUUGUUCUCAGUAAAGGUACAGUGUAGUGUAUAAUACUUACUGUAUCUUCAGGUUAAAUGUUUGAGUUUUGUUUGUACACAUUUGCAGCAGCCAAAGAUAGCUAUGUCUGGUAGCCUGGAGCUAGCAGAUUUUGUUAUUGGACGCUAGCAGAUUUUGCUAUCAGACUUAUUAUAGAGUUCUGUUCUUAACUUGCUCAAUGGGUAGUUGAAGUUCUUUGGGGGAUUUGAAGUUACAGAACCUGCUCAUCAAAAUUUUUUUCAGGCUAGUUAAAAAGACUUUUGGGCUAUUACAUGCUAGUUACAGCUUGUCUAAAUGGCAAGGCCUAAAACUGACUUUUUUUUUUCUUUACACCCUACAGGCUGUAUUUAUAUAAACCUUAUAACCUUUUUGUAUCACAAUAAAAAGACAAUUGAACCUCCAUAAUUAUUUUAUGCUUUACAGCUCUCAAGAAUGACUAUCUGUGAUAAGUGACUUCCACACAUUGGUAUCUUCCACUGUCUAUAAAACAAUAAUAAUUGCUUUAAAGGAAUAAAUAAAAAUAACAACUUGUGUUAAUUUUAGAUUAUCCACAGAGAUGUAAAACCUGAGAAUAUUUUGGUAUCCAAAUCUGGCGUUGUAAAAUUGUGUGAUUUUGGAUUUGCAAGGACACUAGGUGAGUAGUAUAUAUCUGACAAGAAGCCAGAGGAAUGUUACUUCAGUUAAAGGCAUUACAAUGAGUGUCAAAUGGGGUUUGUAAGACUAUAUUAACAUUAUUAGUCUUGCUUGCUUGAGCAGAGUGAGACUCUUAAAAUGCAGUCGUUUUUUUUUUUCGUCGGGCCUAGUUUGUAGGCCCCGCGUUCUUAGCGAAGACCGUGGAAAAAGGGGAUAAGAAUCGUGACGACUUUCAUUGUAUGGAAAUGAGUCUCGUGAUGAGAAUGCAGUUUAUUUUGGCGAUGACUGAAAUGAUGCAUGUAAGUUUAAUUUUUGGCAAUGACGUAAUUUUCCUCGAAUGGAGGCCCUUGAUUUUCAUGUAAUUAUGCACGACAUGCAGGCACAUCUACAAGGAGGAUGAGAAAAUAUUAUAGCGGGGAAAUCCUCAGGAUUUUGUGGCUUUUUAAGGCGUUACAUUUCUCAGAAUAUUGUCGCAAUUACAGGAAAUGUACGGUUAAAUAAAUUCAUUUUGUUCUAUGUAUUUAAUUGAUAGAUUUUCACAGUUGUUACGAUAUGAAGUCGUGUUGCACUUCAUAAAUACUUGAGAUAUGAAGGAUCCACUGUCACGUAAUUUUUACGUGCACACGUGCGUAAAAUUUGCUUUCGCAAAUAAAAUAAAGGCAAUGUAUGAAAGGCUGCACGUACAAUUAUGUAAGCGUAAAAGUAGAAACUCGCUUAAUUUGACGUUUAAUCUCAAUACUUUAUGUCUUACCUCUAUUUGAUAUACGUGAUUAAAACUUACGUGCGUUAACGUGCGGAGCCAAAAAUGCAUCAGUGGAAAUCCACCCUAACGUGUCACGGAUGUGUUUAUACGGGUAGCUUUGGACUUACUAACCGCACACUCUACUCGCAGCACUUCAUGUCCAUAGUUAAUAGAAAUCCCAUAUCGAGCUUUUCCGGAAUGGGUUGGUCCAAGAAUUCUAUGGUUUGAAAGCGUUGUUUAUUUUGGAACAACUGAUCACUUCAGUGGUCGAAAGAAAAAGAAUAAUCUUAAUGAGCAAAACUUCAAGGUUUACUGGAAAAUCAGGAUCGAGGAUUGAGGAUCGACCAAUCAGGGAUCAAGGAUCGGUUAAAAAGAACUUGAAAAUAAAAGAAAUAAAUAAAUCGUGGAUCAGUGAUGAUGUGGGCCGCAGACUGUAGAUAAAUUUCACAGAACAUAACCCCGUUCGCUGUACUGAACGCUAAAUUCAAGUAAACUAAUCUGAGUCUGUCUGAGUCAGUGAUUGUUUUGACGAGAAAGUGAAAUUUUCCGGGAAAAUGAAACACUUUAUCCUGGUGAUACUGUAAUACAAGAAAAAACGUUCAACAGUUUUUAAUUUUUAAGUGUACAUUUGCUUUCAGUACUCCUUAUUUUUCUUGUAAUUGUUGUAAUUGCUGAUCUUUUUAUUGUGCCAUGAACUAAGGUUCUUACCUAUCCACCCCCACCAGCAAUGCUGAUCUUAUUAUUAUCUAUCUAUCUAUCUGAAUCUAUCUAUCUAUCUAUCUAUCUAUCUAUCUAUCUAUCUAUCUAUCUAUCUAUCUAUCUAUCUAUAUCUAUAUCUAUCUAUCUAUCUAUCUAUCUAUCUAUCUAUCUAUCUAUCUAUCUAUCUAUCUAUCUAUCUAUCUAUCUAUCUAUCUAUCUAUCUAUCUAUAUCUAUCUCUAUCUCUAUCUAUCUGUCUGUCUGUCUAUCUAUCUAUCUAUCUAUCUAUCUAUCUAUCUAUCUAUCUAUCUAUCUAUCUAUCUAUCUAUCUAUCUAUCUAUCUAAAAUGCAUGCUGUGUACAACUUUAAACAUUGUACUCUGAGACUGUACAGAGAUAUUAAAAGUAGAUACUAAGCAGCUAUGGAAAAUGUCAUUACUUUCAUGCGAUAUUGAUAUGUUAUAAAACGGACAACAAAUUCAACAGGAAUACGCGCAAACUGAAUUAACUGUGUGUUGUAUAAGGUUCUGUUCAACUUACACCUUUUUCCUGUGCUGAACAUAUACUGUACCGAGCCGUAUCUUGGUCCGGUACAAAGAAGCUAUGUAAAUUUAUACUGACAGAGUCAUGGGUCCCUGAUACCGAUAAAAAUCAUCGUUCAAUUUUUCGAUUGUAGAAUCCCUGAAAGAGUACUCCUCAAUGGAGCAAUAUCAAUAUGUAGACUUGGUUUUCAAAGGUUUCACACCGGUUUGAGGCUAACAUGUGCGGCCUGUCUCUCCUUGCAAUUUUUACUUUUUGAGUUUAUACAUUAUGACAUACAACACUCGUUUUGUAUUCCAAACGAGAAAGUAGUAUAACGGCACCAGGUCUUUGACAACAAAACUCAUCUCCAAGCAAGCAAGACUCAACACUACUAAGAGCGUUCUUGUUAUUUGUUAAAAUGCACUUUGUAUAGUGUAUGUGCACUAGUUAGUCAUCAAGUUUCUGGAUGUUUUGUGGGCAGUUUGCACUACACUUAAAAUUUUUCCUUGCUGCUUGUUUGUAACUUUUUUGUUUUUGUUUGGCCUAAUCUUGAAAGGCAGUAAUCUCUUUGUCACUGUGACACUGUGACUGAUCUCCAGAUGGUGACAUCACUGAAAUCUUGCAUUCUUGUACUUUGAUAAGACUGACCAAAGUUUUAGUUAAAAACAAUUUGCAAUAGUUAAAAUACAAAGUUCUUCUUACUAUAUGUAUAUUCAUGAAAAGAGACUUCCAUGAUGCACAGAAUUAUUCAUAAUGUGUAAAAUUUUAAGGUGGUAAAGUGUGUUUUCUUACAUGUAAUGUGCAGGUGUAUUUAACAAUUACUCCUCGAGCUUGAGCCCAAAUAGGCUCUGAUUUAAUAGCCCAUGAGGCCAACUAUUGACUCAGAAGCCAUAAGGGCGAGAGGAAUAAUAAUGUGUGUGUUUUAGUAAAAUCCAACUAGUUGGUAAAAAAUAUCGAGACAAAACAACGGUAGCCAGCAAAGUGCGAUUCAGCCACCAUUGUUUUGGUUUUCAAAGCCUGCGCUUUUGGCUACUAGUGGGCUGUAACAUAAAUAGUCUAGUAGUAGCACGACCAAUCAGAGCGCAGCAUUGAUAAUAGACCACCAGUUGGAUUUUACUAAAAUAUAAUAGCCAAAGGGUUCAGUUUUCUCUUAAGAAUGGAACAUCUAAGUUUUAUCUGGCAUGUUUGUUCUGGCUUGAAAUAUUAGAGCUUAACUCUCUCUGAGACAGACACCUUUGGGACCGGUAUUUAGUGUCCAUCUUAGAAAGAUGUCUGUCAUAUAGGGAGUCAAAUAAAGUAAAGAAAGGCACCACAGGUGUCCAUUUUACAGAGGUGUCUGUCUUAUAGUGUAUCAAUAAUAUUAAUUUUUGUAGCUACUGGCCCAGGGGAAGUUUACACUGACUAUGUAGCUACCAGGUGGUACCGAGCUCCUGAACUCCUUGUUGGAGAUACUAAAUAUGGAAGGUAAACAUCAAUUUACAGAAUAAUUGUUUAUUCAAGUUAGAUUAGUAAAAAUAAUGUGAACGUUGGGGUCUUUCUCCUCCAUCCUUGUGGCUCAAGGUUUGAUUUCUUGAAUCGGGACCAUUAUCUUUAUAUGUUGUGGAUCCUUGAAAUGAAAUGUUCGUUUCCUAAUUUGUUUUGGGGUAUGGUCAGGCUUUUCUGGCAGUGCCUGGUGGCCCCUGGUGCCUUUCUUAUGCUCUUGGGCAACUACAUGUAAUAAAUCCCAUGCUGGAAACCCUUGAUUUCACAAGUUGGAAUGGAGGUAAUGCUCCCUUCAAUUUUUCUUAGUGCACAGCCUUGAUGACAAUUGGCCUCUCUAGCCUUUGUGCUAUAAUCUAAACAAUAUUAUUUUAGCAUGCAAGCAAGCUCUCCGGGGCACUUUGGCAAGAAAAGGAAGGAGAGCUUGCAACUACAUCUCUGGAAUCUGAAUUCCACCUCCAAUUCCCCUUUGGCUCCCCGAUUACUGAGGUGUUAGAUUUCCACCAAUCGUGCAAAGUGGAAACAGUCCCAAAUGUAAACGAACAUUGAAAAUAAUGUUCCAAGGGUAAUGACAGCAUUACAUACGUCAUCUCCACCAAUCAGCAUUUCGUAUUGACUUUUUCAAUGCAGAUAUUCAAAUUCCAGAGACGUAGUUGUAACCUCUCCUUCCUUUUCCCACCCCACCAUCAGAGUGCCCCAAAGAGCUUGCUCGCAGGCUAAACAAUGUUAUAAAGGGCUUUUUAUUGCAAAUCACUAUUAAAAUAGUAUUCAAGCCCUCUUAAGAAGGAAUUAAACUGAAAAUUGAUUUUUAUGUAGAGUGUUUUGUUAUCCAGAAAUUCUGUUUGAAAUACAAAAUAAUGUAUGUUUUUUUUCCUGUACAGGCCUGUAGAUGUAUGGGCAGUGGGUUGCUUAUUGGCUGAGAUGUUAACUGGGGAGCCAUUAUUCCCAGGGGAUUCAGAUAUUGACCAGUUGUAUCACAUCAUUACUAAGAUUGGUAAGUAGAUAAUCCUCAAAAAAUGAAAAAAAUUGAACUAAACACACAUUAAAAAUAAUUGUGAUCUUAUCAUAACAAAAUAAUAUCUCCAGAAUAUUUUCUUCCUUCUUUUGACAGUCUUAUUUCUGUCCACAAUAAUCGCUGGGCAUGGUGAGGUGAUAAUACUUACCAACUUACUUAGGCCAGGAAUCAUCCCAAACUGCUCUAAUAAAAUCUUUCCACACAACCUGUAUGUAAUUCUUGGUCUACCUCGAUUUGGGUGAUGACCAUGUUGAGGUUCCCAAAGCAGGACUUUUGAAGCAGUCUCUUUAUUGUGAUGAGCACAGUGGCCAGCUAUCCUAAUCUUCUCGCACAAAUUGUUUCAAUAACUCUUGGGAGGUUCCUGUAUAGUUCCUGGUUGUUCUUAUGUUGUUGCCAGUGUACAUUCAGGCCGUUCACAGCAUUCUAGUGUAGCAUCGAUUGACACUUUUCUCCAGCUUCUUGGUCACAGUCCACUUUUCACUUCCAUAGAGUAAGACAGACUCCACAAUUGCUUUAAACAGCCUGAUCUUUGUGGCAGCUUUGAGGUCCAACACUUUUCUUAUUUUGUUGCAAGCUAUCUAAGCUGAAGCCUGAACCCAGAUACUUGAAGUUCUCAACAGGUUCAAUGACUUCGGUGUCUCAUAUUUUGAGCCCAGCAUCAACAUGAUGGUUAAAGAACACGUAGUUUGUCUUCUUUGCAUUUUGUAAAGGACCAACCUUGGCCAAUGCUUCUUCAACAUUUCUGAGUAGCUCUUGCACUUGUUGAAACUGAUCACUAAAAAGAGCAAUGUUGUCUGCAAAGUUUAGAUCAGUGAUGGGUGAUAAUAGCCAACUGAUGUUUGAUGUACAUUUGAGGACCUAUGAGUUGUUUCAAUGCUGUACUCCAAGUUAACAUUGAUUGUACUAAAAUUGGUGUAAUUAUUUCUUUACAGGAAAUCUUACAAACAGACACAGAGAAAUUUUUCAAAGAAAUCCACUCUUUGUUGGCAUGAAAUUGCCUGAGGUGAAAGAAGUAGAACCUAUUGAGAAAAGAUUCCACCGAGUUUCGUCUGCUGCCAUUGACAUACUAAAGGUGUGUUUUUUCACAUUCUGUGAUAAGAUGUUGAUUAUAGUCAACAAUGGGCACUUUCCAUUCAACAGAAGUUCUGGUUUGAAAUUUUGGAAAUUCUGCGUACCCAAUGGUACAUUCCGGUUGUACAGACCAGACCCAAGCCACUGUGCAUUUGGUUAUUGUUCUUAUAAGAAUGAUACAAAAGAUCAGUACUGGGGACAACAUUUUUAUCAAAUGGAGAGGGGCAUUUCAGUCUGACUGACUGAAAUGACCAGACCGGUCAAAGUGAACCACCUUCAGAGGUGGUCCAAAUAUUCUGGUCGGACCAAACCAAAAUGGUCCUUUCUAUUUGAUUUCUAACAGAAAUUUCUGGAAUUUUGGGCUGAAUGGAAAGCGCCCAAUGGUUUCUGUUUUGCGUUUUUAGGGCCCGGGUGACAUUUUAAAAUUUGAUUUACAUGCUGUCAACCUAUUGCAGGUCUCAUUCUAAUGAGCACUCUAAUUUCCUCUUGUCAGAACUUUACCCUGUGAAUCAUUCACUGCUCUUAAACAAAGUUCUCUGAUUUGCCCUAUCCUAUGAAAUCCAUGACCACUACAGUAUGUAGUCAGAUUACAUAUAUCCCACCACCCACCCACCUUUGCCUAGGACAAAUUAAGAAAGAGUCCCAAAUUUCUCUCUAGUAAAGCAAUUUUGCUCUGAAGUAAUACCUCAGUCCAGCUGGAUUGUACUUGCUGAUUGUAAGCGACAAAAAAAAAAUUAUCAUCAUGAUGUCAAUCUUUGGUAAUUUAAGUGCCUUGAGUAUUGAUUGAAAGUGUGUUGGUACAAUGUAGCUUUUAAUAGAGCAUGAACCUAUUUAUUUUCGCAGUAAAAAUGGUAUACUUUAAUAUGCAGUCGUUUUAUUGCAGCUGUGUCUCAAGAUGGAUCCUGCAGAAAGGCCUCUAUGUUCACAGCUACUAAAACAUGACUUUUUUAAGAAAGACAAUUUUUGUGAGAAGUUUGCUCAAGAAUUGAAAGCCAAAAUAACAAGAGAAACGGCAGAUAAUCCGCUUCUGAGGUCAAUUAAUGGACGUCAUGACUCUAAAGAUGAAAGUGCUGAAGAAAAAGCACGAAGGAAAAAGAGGAAAGAAAAAGAAAAGGUAAUAAGAACACAAAUACACGUAUGUGAGUAUUACUCCAGUCACACUGUGUGUGAUCUUGUUUGAAUAUUCAGGUCUUCCUAUUUGCCUCUCUCAUAAUCAAGAGACAAAAUAUGACUUGCACCUUUGUAAACGCUCGUACAGAUCCAUUUCAUAAAAGAAAAGUUAUUAUAAUGUACCUUAUUGGCAAAUCUACAGUAUCAAGAAAAAUUGAACUCUUGACAGUGUGUAUUAAUAUCCUGCAAGAUUGUGACAUUGUACCUGAUCUGUGUUAGGAUUGUUGAUCUGGAUGUGAAUAAGAUUUUAGGAAACUAUCCACCCACACCUCCCUUCACCUAACCUGAGAUCAGGCGUUAUUAUUAUUUUUUUGCUUCUUGGCUUCUUUGGCUCGAGAGGGAAAAAAAACGACCUCCUCUCGAAAACAGAUUAUAGAGACAAAGGGAGAGGGCAUGAUCGCAGGCUACGCUUGACCCAUAGUUAACACUAACUUGUCACGUAAUUCAAAAUGUUGGGUUCGGGGAGGGGUUAGUGUAAGUAGGCAGUUUCCCAAAAUCUUAGUCUGAUUCACUCAGAAGUUCCCUAAUUUGCAGUCAUAAGAGAUCGGGAUUGAGGGGAGAGGGAAACUGUACAGUGAUCACUGAAACUAGAAAAACUUUCUUCUUUAUUCAGGAACAUCGUGAGAGUAAAGAGCAACGUGAGAGAGAGUCUAAGAAAUCGGAGACGAAGGAAGUGUUAAGAGAACCAAAAAAGCACAAAGACCCCAAAGAAUAUAGAGAGAGUACAAGUCAAGACAAACCGAGUAAAAAAGUUCCUUUGUUACCUUCAACAUCGUCUGUGUCAGCACAAGAGGUAACGGCAGCUGCAUCAACAGCUAAUUCACCUCCUCAUGAACCUCAUGCAACUGUAGGGGCUUCCACAUCCAAUAUACCCACAACAUUAUACGGCAUCACUGGCCCGUCUACAACACAGGCAGCCCAGCACGAUACGUUUGUCACUGGACACGCCCACGGGAAACAGUUGUCCCCUAUACAAAGUGCCAGCACCCUUAGAAACUCGCCCACUCAAGAACCCCCUGGUACAGUAUUAUCAAAAGGUUCUGUCCCUACAUCACAGGGAUUGUCUACCAAAGGAACCAGUUCACAUGCUAUGAGUUUAUCAAAGACAAACAUUGGAUUAGGUGUGGUUGGACCUCGGCAUGAGUCGCCGCCAGGACCACCUCCAUUCAGGUAAUGAAAGUACAGUAUGCUAAAUAUUUGACCCUUCUCCCAGUCUGUCUGCGUGAAAGUUCAGUCAUCGUACUGUGUAACGGAGCAAAGAACUCGGUUCAUCUCCUGGCCCCAUAACAUCACUCAACAGUUCAACGUCUAGCCUGUUCAGCUAGCGGGAUUUAUCGCGUAUGACUGCUUUAUUCCACGGGUGCUUUUGUUGCCUUUACUUAGGCUGUAAAGCCACGAGAAGAAUGGAAUUCCUCGUGGCUUUGCCGCUAGCUACGCGCGGUAGCCCUUCCGCCUAAAACACAGUAUCCUAUUCUUAUGCUGCUAGCUGCACUGAUUAUGUAAUCCCGUGUCCUUUUUUGUUUUUGUUAUAUAUUUUUAAAUAUGACCAAAGCUGUUUCGAUUGAGCAAUAUUUGUGUUGCAGUUGGUUUGUUUUCCUUGACAAAAUAUCGUUCAUAACAUCGCUUUUGGUUAUCUCCUUUGGUUUAGUUGUUGAAAAUUAAAAGUUGGGUUAUUUUGGUCUCUGCCCAAAAAGCAUGCACUGACUGAAAAAUAGAUUUUUCAGUGUUAAAGCUUUAAAACUACCUGUAGAUAGUAGUACCUUCUAAGCAAUUUAUAUAAAAAGUUUGUCGCACCUGUAGCUUCAUUUGUUUACAAAUCAUUCUUGUUUAUCACCAAGCGAACGGCGUCCAGUGGCCUCUGAGGUUAAGUCACAUGCAAAUUAAACUAGUAUUCCGGCGUUCUUGUUUUCAGGGUCGUAAAUGAGAGUAAAGUAAAGAAAACGCCUCCAUCUUACUCGAAAAAAACAAGUGGCCCUCCUCCAAAUCACCACAGUACGUCUCUUUAUCCCACGGGCGAAUCUUAUUACGAUCAGAGAACUUCAAGCAAUUUUGACCUUGGUAGCAGGCAUAGUGAGAGGUCAUCAUUAGAGUCAAACUACAAAAAGAAGAGAGACAAAGACAAGGAAAAGGAACGAGAAAAAGGGAGAGGAGGAGGGGGAGAGAACGAGUUUCCACAUUUACCCGAUGUACCAGGAGCAGAAGGUACAGUGCAAUAUCACAACAGUAAAGUGAAACGCCACUUUAAUUAUAACAAGUAUUCAGUUUUAAGUGGUACUUUUCCAAAAUGACCAACUGCUAGAGGUCAAAUGUUGAACACAUUGAGAGAAGUUGUGGGUUUACUCCAUACUGACUAAAUGGGCCAUUGGCAGCUAACAGAUGCUCAGUCUGUAGCUUGUCAUUAAUGUGGUACAAAUUGCCAUUCUGGAGAGCAAGGAACACACCAGGACAAGACGAACAAAGAUAUUUCAUUUAAAAUGUUAAUUUCCGUUAAUAACAGCAACAACAAUAAUAAGCAACAAUAAUUUCCAAAUGAGUACGAAGUCAGUGUUUUUCACGUUAACGGGUGUCCGUAUAAAGCGAGUUGAAUUUAGAAGCAAUGUAGGGGCUUUUACAGGUACAAAAAAGACUUACAUAGUGUGGGGUGUCAGAACUUUUUCAUAUAUAUGGUAAAGGUGGUGGAAUAUUAAAGGAAGUUCAGAACUCUUUAAUUCUUCUUCCGAGUACUGUUGCCCAUGUCACUGACAUCAUAUCUUGAAGUUGACCCAGAUUGUGACGAAGAGGUACAACUGCAGUAGCAAUCACAAUGAUCGAAACUAUUUUACCUUUCUUCAAAUUAAGUAUUUUUUUGCUGUAUUUGCAGCUAAGAACAGCAUCAAGACAGGGAAGAGCUCCAAAAGUGUCACCAAAACUUCUAUAUCGAUGAUGCCCCACAUUACAAACCUAACUCCAUUUCAGAACGGCACGUCGUCACAAAGACAGGUAAUGUAGUAAUGCACCUUGUUCACGAUACUCGCCAUCUUAGCACCCGCUUAAGGACUGAUGGGAUAAAAACAAUGUCACGUGGUUUCUCAGGGAGCAAACAAGUGAAAAAAAAUUGCCAUUGGAAGAAAUCGCGGUUGAGUUUGUUUAUACUAGACAACAGGAAAUGAAGACCUUUUCGUCUUAAACACGAUAAUGUCAAAAUAUGGGUGAAAGUGAUCAUUGUUACUUUUUUUAUGCAAUAGCGACCGUAGAUGUCCUCAUGGCAAUCAGUAAUGACGUAAAUCUUGCCAAAACUCGAUAUGUAGCAUGAUUAUGAAAUCGUCGUCUCGUUUUGAUAGAAUAAUCGAACUCGGCCGCUACUACUCGUAUCGGCAAAUUUUAUCACUUUUUUGCCUCGUGAAAUACCACGUGACAUAGCUUUUAUCCUAUCGUUCCUAGAGCGUGUGCAAAUAUGGCGAGUGUCGUAAAUAAGGUCUAUUGAAUAGACCCAAUACGGCUAUUGCUCAGUAUUCACUCCCCCAGGGGUUGGGGAGGGCGAAUCUAUGACGUCAGAAUCUAUGAUGGUAGAGGGAAUCAGCCCGAUUCGUUGUUCCAUUUCAGUGACCUGUCCCUUAUUUCGAAGACUUGGCGUUACGGGCCACUGUCAAAUCUCUCGAUCCUGGCGAUCUUACGAAAAAAUAAGGGACUGUGAACUGUCCAGAAUAAACCAUAAGAUGUAUAAUAUAUAUACUUAUUUAUUUAUAAACUUCGCCAAGAGGCUUGGAUCACUCACAGAGCAAGCUCCACUACGAAUUCCAGAAAAAAAAAGAAAAUUAGUAAUACAACUAAACAGAAUGACAAUACUUUAGAAACGACAAAAAAAAAGAAAUGCAAAUGCAAAAACAGAAUUGGGAAGGACAUCGAUAAAAAUAUCAACAACACAUACGAUCAAGCAAGCAGUUCAAUGGCCGACUAGUGUGGUACUUCAUACAAACACUCUUUAAGGUCUGGGGGGUGUCGACAUCAUAAACAGACUUCGUGAGAUACAAGUAGUAAUUAAAAAGGUCUUUCUGAAAGUGCGCCACUGGGCUCAGCUCUACAGUAAAAAUUGUCUUCAAAGCUGACGGUGCUGGCCCUAGUCGUUUUCAGCAGCGUACCCUUGGAGGAGACAGUGCGCAUGGGUCUAGUGGAAUUCAUCACUGAAAUAAAAGGGUUCGAUAGACUAAGUAAACAUUUGAAUACGUACACCAAAUCUAAAAAUUCGGGCCAAAAACAUAAUGGUAGGAGCCCAAUUUUCAAAAGCAAAAUUGGUAUUAAUUAACCACGACUGUAAAACUUUACGUGGACUGAUCCGGUAUUAUUUAAGAUUAAGGGGGAGGGGAGGGGAGGGGCUUGAUAACUGUCUUUCCCUGAAAAGCGGGGAGAGGGGUGGUUAAUAGAGGAUGCUUAGAGGAUUUACGGGUCGUCACUUGUUUCCAUCCUCCAAACUGACAUUUUCCUCUCAGUGGCUCUCACAAGACAUCUCAGUUUUCUUACAUGAAAUUUCUCUUUCUCUUGAAAUUUCUGUUCAAUUUUUUAGGAAAAAAAAUCAGGAAGGCACGAGUAGAAUUCGAUUUCGGAGCAUCGGCUCUGCAGUGCAUCACUUUACCCUCUACACCACCGAGGAUUUGCUGACAAUCAAUGGUUUGAUUUGAACCCUUACUUUGUGUACGAAUCAUGAAACUGUCAAGGUCAAGUGGGCGGAUGGAAAUAAGUGUUAACCGGAUUUACGAUAUUGAAAAACUUAGUAAUAACCUGUUCAAACAAUGGUCAAGUUCAUUAAUCCACAAUAAGCUCAAACGAACGUACAAUUUUUGUGCUGAUUAGACAGUUACCUUCUGUACUGUGUAUUGGUGUUUCUGGUCUAAUUUGUGCGGCAUUUUAAACCGUCGUUAUUGUUUUUAUUUGUUCAUAGAAUACACCGCCAGGUUAUUAUCAAGGAAACAGUCACGAUUCCAAUCUGCCGUCCGUAUGAUUCAGGAGAAAAAAAAUUCAGUCAUCAAUUAAUAUAUCAAUGUAGACUAUAAUUAUGUCAACAUAGGGUUUGCCUAUGGUUUAUUGUAAGUCAUAUAAUGUUAGUGUGUAAUCAUUAUUGUAGCUUAUAUUUAGAACAUACUUAGAAUACUUGUACAUGUUUUUCAGUCCAGCUUUGUUUUAUAUCCGGGGCGCAAUUCAUAUAUCGCGGAAACGUGAAACACACGUUUUUUAUCCAUACAUGAGAAAGGGGGAAAAAACUGUACAUUUGUUGUUGUAUUCAUACCGUUACCAUAAAUUCCAACGCUGUAUUCCCCCCGUACAUAAGUUAUUUUUAAAAAAGAACUACGUG
This is a messenger RNA of Porites lobata, 18411 nucleotides long. Lineage: Eukaryota; Metazoa; Cnidaria; Anthozoa; Scleractinia; Poritidae. The record is from the annotation of a GenBank genome assembly.